Messenger RNA from Stylophora pistillata, 435 nucleotides. RefSeq lists its product as uncharacterized. Gene Ontology annotation, cellular component: nucleus. NCBI's taxonomy places the organism in Eukaryota, Metazoa, Cnidaria, Anthozoa, Scleractinia, Pocilloporidae. Gene Ontology annotation, molecular function: NAD+ poly-ADP-ribosyltransferase activity. The record is from RefSeq and is a predicted model, not a curated record.
AUGGAAGAUUUGGGCUUCGUAAAUGAAAGACAAUUGUUUCACGGGACCAGUCCAAACUACGUCGAAGCCAUCUGCAAACAAAACUUCGACCCACGCCUUUUCGGAAAGAAGGGAGGAACCAAGUACGGCGAAGGAAGCUACUUUGCAGUCAAGGCUUCUUAUAGCCAUUGCUAUACGGAUAAAGAUUCUAGUUUAUCUCACUUUAUGUUCCUAGCGAGAGUUUUAGUUGGUUCCUAUGCUAAAGGCAGAUCUAAAUACCGAAGACCUCCACUGAAGGAUCCUUCAAAUCCUGCCAGUGAUCUGUACGACUCUUGUGUGGACAAUGAAUCCAGUCCAACGAUUUUCGUGGUCUUCAGUACCGAUCAGAUCUAUCCUGAGUAUGUUAUUGAGUAUUUACAACUGGAGCAUGGCGUACUACGAGAAACUUCGGUGUGA